Molecule: messenger RNA, 755 nt
Organism: Colias croceus (clouded yellow)
Lineage: Eukaryota; Metazoa; Arthropoda; Insecta; Lepidoptera; Pieridae
Exons: 2
Coding region: 171-680 (169 amino acids)
Source: RefSeq, a predicted model, not a curated record
CCGGGAUACGGGAUGGUAGAAUAAAGAAAAAACAGACGAAGACUAUGAUGCCGGUGAUUUAACCUGAUUAAGAAUUUACGAAUUACGAACGAAGACUAAGAUUUAAAGAAGCUUAUGAUUAUACGAUUACGACUUGAAGACUAUAAAACUUUUUAUUUACAUUAUUCAACAUGCCGCCGAAACGAGUAAAAGAUGAUGAUGAUUGUGGUGAACCAUCGCCGCGUAUUUCCUUCAAUGACUUAGAGAAAUCAAUGACGCCAUUUUCGGGUGAUGAUGCCUAUGGCAUCGAAACAUUCGUAAAAGAUUUUGAAGAUAUUUCCUCUUUAAUGCAAUGGAGCGAAAUAGAAAAACUCAUAUUUUCGAAGCGGCUUCUCGCGGGAACCGCCAAGCUAUUUUUACGUUCACUAAGUGGGACCACCACGUGGGAUACACUUAAGUCUGAGCUCCGUGAGGAAUUUGGUAAGAAGUUGAACAGUGCAACUGUUCACAAGAGACUUUCAACUCGCUGGAUGAAGAUGAAUGAGACUCAUCAGCAAUAUUUUUUACAUAUGAAGGAACUUGCAGUACUUGGGAAUGUUGAAGAUGAAGCCCUGAUGGAAUAUGUCAUCGACGGUAUUAAAGACAGAAGAUUCAAGGUGAAAAAUUGUUAUCUUAUAGUUCAGGAACAACAGAAACUUUAACUGGAAUAGCUGAAAAGGAAAUUUAUACAAAAGGAUCUUUCACAGCAAAAAUUGAAAUUGAUGAUUGUUAUUUUG